AUUUUUAUAUGAUGAGAAAUUUUUGCUACGCAAUAUAUAUUUAAAUAAUGUGUAUGUGUAUAUACAUAAAAAAUUUUAAAAAGAUAUGGGAAUCCCAGAAAGAUUAUUCACAGAGGCCUUUAUAUUUACGUGGUUGUGCAUUUAUUAUGCAUUCUUGAUAUGAUAUUUAAUUAUAAAAUUUAAUUAUUAAGUAUUAUUUCCAAUAAUUUAAUACUGUAAAAAAUUUUUUAAAUAAUUUUGGAAUAAAUUUUAUACUUAAAUAAAAAAAUAAAAUGUCAAUCGCUGAUCAAGAUGCUGAUUGGAAUGAAAUGUUAAAAAUUGCUAAAUUGCAACAACAAGAAUAUUAUGAACUUUUACCAGAAUGGACAAAAUAUACUGUAGAUGAAUAUAAAUAUUUAAGACAAAAUAUUGGAUAUGCACUUUUUGGACUCCCAUCAGAAAAUGAAGAAAAUAAAAAUGUGUAUAUUGAAGAUGAAACAAUAGGAAAAAACAGACAAAUAAAGGAUAUUACUGAAACACUUUGUUACAAACCUAAUGCAGAAAAAAUUAUAAAUAUUGUUUAUGAACAAAUAUGCACACAUGGUAAAGGAUGUAUAGAUGCAGAUUCAAUAUAUUAUGGAAUAAUUUACAAUAUAUCAUUUCGUACUAAAAAUAAUGUAACUGAAUCUAAUUCAAAAGAAGAAAAAGUAACUGAUUCUGAAAUGGAAGAUAAAAUACAGAUAUAUUCAACACCAAUUUUUAAAAUAAGAUAUUUAAAUAAAACUUGUAUAAAGGAAGAAACAUGGUACAUUGACAGAAAUGGUAGAGUAUAUAAAAGUUGGAUAGAUUAUAUAGAAAAAAAUACUUUACCACAAUGUACAAUGGUUCUUCCAAAAGAUGGAUUCUAUCAUCCUGAUCCAAAUCAUGAAAUUACUGAAGAAUAUUCAACAGUAUGGUUGGAAGUUUUGGAUUCACCUGCAUGUAGUAUACAAGCAACCGUUUUUAAAUAUGGAGAUAUAACUUCUACAGUAAUUGGCACAUGUGGAAUUUGUUUGGGUGUAGCAUCUAUUUUCACACCCAUUGGACCAGUUGUAAUGGGUGCAACAGUAGCUUCUAGUAUAAGUGGUGUAUGGGCAACUGGUAGAUCAAUACAGAAUUUAAUAGAUAGAAAUUCUCAUGAACAAAGUAUAGGAAUAACAGAUAGAGAUUCUUUUUGUUCAUGGUUAACUAUAAUUGGCGGUACAGUUGGUUUAAUGAGCAAUAGUGGAAAUGUUAUUCUUACUAAACUUAUAAAAAAUGGUAGUGAUAUAAGCAAUGUUGCUAAAGUUGCAUAUAAUGCAUUAGUUUUAAGUAAUUUAGGUAUUAAUGGUUUUGGUAUAGGAUAUCAGGCAUAUUGUAUGUAUCAAAAAUAUCAAGAAGAAGGUCAAAUUCGUAUAUUAGAUAUGGUAUCUCUGUCAGCUCAUUUAUUAUUCUUUGGUAAUUCAGUUAUAAAUUUACAGUUUGCAGAAGAUCUCAUUAAAUCCACUCAAGGUAAAAUCUUAGAUGAAUAUAGAUCUACAUUGCGUUCUAAACAUCUUCGUAGACAAUUUAAUCGUACGAAACGUAAUGCUGCUGCAAACAAUACAGAUACAAUAUCCGAAAAUGCUGAAGUAAUACGUUAUAUCAAUAGAAAGAUAGAUUUACAAUUAAAAAAUAAUUUGAGUAAUAUUCCCAUUCAAAAAAGUACUAUAUGUUUUGAAGAUGGGAAAUUGAUGAUUUGUGGCAUUCGUUUCUUAGAUCCAAUGAAAUUUGUAGAGAUAUUAAUUAAGGAUGACGGAUUUUCAAGUGAAAAAACAUUUUCAUUUAAUAAAGAAAGUAGUGAUAGCAAAGAUAUGUUCAUCAUAUUAAAAGAGUUGCUUUUGAAUUUAUUAAAAAAUAUAUUUUCAGAUGAUAAUAACAGAGAAGAAUAUGAAUCUGAAUUUGAUAAUAUUUUAAAUGAUAUAAAAUAUAUGAAUAAUGCUCCAAAUAUUUUUAUUCUAAUAUUUAAAAUAUCUUUUACUUUAAUAACAAAAUCUCAAUUUUGUUCAGAAUAUUUAUCAAAUGCAGUUCAUUUUAUAUGGUGCUAUAUAAAAGAAAGUUUGAUACAAUUUAGUUCAGAACUUAUUAGUAAUAACGAACAAACGCAAAAAAAAGUAUGUGAAAUAUUAAUAGUUUUAUUUGAAGAUAUAGAAGAGACAAUAAAAAAAUUAUCACCUGCUUUCAAAAAAUAUAUUGAAGAAUAUGUGAAGAAUAUAAAGAAAAACUUAUGAACAAUAUAUUUAAAGUUAAAUCUAUAGAAUAAUUCUUCGAUUCAUAUUCUUUUUUCCGAUUUGAACAAUCGUUAUGUCGAUAUAAUUUAACUGAGAUGUAACAUAAUAAUUGUUUUUUCAUUAUGAUAAUUUAUUAUGAUUAUUAUUAUUAUUAUUAAUAUUAUUAUUGAUAAUAUUAUCUAACAUGAACUGCUGUUCUCUAACUAGAAAAUUACUUUUAAUUUUUUAAUUAUAAUCAAUAAUUGAUAGUUUCUAAGCAAUCAUCGUCCAUAUAUACUAAUUCGCGUUAGAUAUUACUAUCUAAAUAUUAAAUUUUUAAUAAGAAAAUUUUCAAAUUUUUAAUAUUAUUUAAAAAUAUAUUUUUCUAAUAAAAAUGGACAAUAAAUAAUGAAAAAAAUUUUAUAAAAAUCUAAGAAAUAAUAUUCAUACGAUAUUUUUUUAUUAAUAGUAUUAUAUGUGUGUGUGUGUGUGUGUAUAUAUAUAUAUAUAUAUCAAUAUAUAUAUAUAUAUAUAUAUAUAUAUAUUAAAGAUAAUAAGAGGAAGUGCAAUUAUAUUAAUUAAAAUAUUAGAUAAAUAUAAGAAUACGAAAGAAAUGUACAAAAAUAUUGAUGAACAUAUUAUUUUAAGUAACAGGAAAAAUAUUUUUCUAUUUAUAAAAUUAUAUUUUAUAUAUAAUUAUAUUUAUUAUAUUGUAUAUUGUUUAUAUAAUAAAGUUUUAAUAAGAAGUUUAUAUAAAAAGCUAA
Molecule: messenger RNA, 3010 nt
Organism: Apis cerana (Asiatic honeybee)
Lineage: Eukaryota; Metazoa; Arthropoda; Insecta; Hymenoptera; Apidae
Source: RefSeq, a predicted model, not a curated record